This is a messenger RNA of Bacidia gigantensis, 858 nucleotides long. RefSeq lists its product as uncharacterized. The record is from RefSeq and is a predicted model, not a curated record. The transcript is spliced from 3 exons. Gene Ontology annotation, biological process: negative regulation of gluconeogenesis; proteasome-mediated ubiquitin-dependent protein catabolic process; protein catabolic process in the vacuole. NCBI's taxonomy places the organism in Eukaryota, Fungi, Ascomycota, Lecanoromycetes, Lecanorales, Ramalinaceae. Gene Ontology annotation, cellular component: extrinsic component of membrane; GID complex. Bases 1 to 858 code for a protein of 285 amino acids.
AUGGAUACAUGCAACGAUGCUGAGCCUAGGGCUAAUGCCGUGGACGAGCCAUUGCCGUCAGUUGUCAUGAGUAACACGACGCCUUCACCAACCGGCGCAAGCCCGCAAACCUCAAAUGCAUUGGAGAAAGAUUUCGCAUGCGGUCGCGUCAUGGGAGACACUUUAUCCUCGGCUUUGGACCUUUAUUACUCCGCUAGGUAUGCUAUAGCUAGCCCACGGCUUCUCCAGACGCAUUUUUCGUCCAAGCUACGUGCGGGCAGCAGGUACCGCGGUACACAGACAUCGGAUCAGCAGCGAUAUAACGUGGAAGUAAUGGUCAAGUCGAUUGAUAUGUCGGAGUCUUUCAUCUGUGGUUAUCUCAAGAUCGAAGGUCAUAUAGCUCGUACAAGUAGUGUGGACUACAGCUUAUCAGGCAUAGGUCUCACUCCAGAACACGCGACUCUGACGACGUAUUUCGAAGGAGAGAUCAUCGGAAGUAAGUAUACAUUCCAGACUCGGCAUGAAAGCUGGGGGGCGUCCGAAAAGGACGACCUAAAGCACUGGGGCCAUUUUGCUUCAUGGAGGCCGCUUGCGAGGCAAGCUAAGAAGAACAACUUCCACUACAAGCAUAGCGAAGCACGAGAACACAUAUAUAUGCGUUGGAAAGAGAAGUUUCUGGUGCCAGACCACCGUGUAAAGGAGAUAUCGGGCGCAAGUUUCGAAGGGUUCUAUUACAUAUGUUUCAAUCAGGUUGCCGGGAUUAUAAAUGGGAUCUAUUACCACUCAAAGACGGAUACGAAUCAAAAUAACAGGGUUCAGAACCUUGAUCUGGACUGGGUACCGGAUAGUGGAUGCUAUGCUGCAAUGGAGUUCCGCUAG